Messenger RNA from Maniola jurtina (meadow brown), 2035 nucleotides. RefSeq names its product transcriptional adapter 2B (gene Ada2b). Gene Ontology annotation, biological process: chromatin remodeling; regulation of transcription by RNA polymerase II. The record is from RefSeq and is a predicted model, not a curated record. The transcript has 4 exons. Gene Ontology annotation, molecular function: zinc ion binding; UDP-glycosyltransferase activity; chromatin binding. Bases 403 to 1974 code for a protein of 523 amino acids. Gene Ontology annotation, cellular component: nucleus; SAGA-type complex. NCBI's taxonomy places the organism in Eukaryota, Metazoa, Arthropoda, Insecta, Lepidoptera, Nymphalidae.
GGUUUGAACAUUGAUUUAGAGUAACGACAUUGGGCUCGUCAAAAAUUAAAAUGCAAGUACAUAAUAUUUUACAUGGGUUACUUUGCAGCCAUGACUCGUAGAAUCUAAUAGGUGUAGCAACGCGUACGUACAAACUACAGACUACUUUAAAUUAUUAUUACUGACCUUACCUGAUAGAUAAAUAUUUCAUAUUUCAUUAAUUAUUGUUUAUCUAUCUACUUGAAAAUAAAGAAAUAUAAAUUGGUACAUACAGAAAAACAUAAUAUACCUACUCAUAAUAAUGUACGGUUUACGUAAACAAUAUUUACACAGUUGUGGAGAGAACAGAUGGGUAGCACCAUGUUACAAUUUUAUUUUCAAAAUUCAUUCUUUUCAUAUUCGUUAUCGUGAUAGUGGUUCACAAUGGUCUUACAUCAGAUUAUCACAGUGUUCUUAAUUUACCAUUGUUGUGCAGUGGAAAGUGCAUCAAUAUUAGCGCUUUUUUCGUCCUUAUCAUUUUCGGAUCAUCUCGUAUUCAGGAAUUAUGUAUCCCUCCUGACUCAGAAAGGUCAUUCGAUUGUUAUGAUGACACCAUACCCAGGCCAAUUUGCAUAUCCAGAUGUGGAAAACAUUGUAGAGUUAAAUGUUGGACAGGAAUCGUCAGCAUACUGGGAAGAAUUUAAGGGAUUGAUGACGAAUACCGAUGACUAUUACACACGUAUGAGAGCUAUUAAUGAGUUUUCGAUAAAAUUAGCAGUGGCACAGUUGAAAUCUAAGCCAAUGACGGCGUUGCUAGUGAAUCCAAAUGUUAAAUUCGAUCUGGUCAUCACGGAAGCAGAUGUACCGCUCUUAUAUGCGGUUGCUGAUAAAUAUCAAGCACCCCAUAUUGCUAUCACAGCGUCAAGUGGCAAGAUACAUCAAUAUGAAUCUAAAGGAUCACCAGUCCAUCCCAUUUUGUAUCCAGAUGUCAAUUCCCUUAAUUAUAGAAACCUGAGCAGCUGGCAGAAAAUUGUUGAACUAAACCGUCACUUUCAAACCAGACAAGAAUAUUAUAAUACUUAUCUUCCUCUUUGCGAAGUAGCAGCGAAAAAGAUUUUUGGUUUGAAAAGAAGUCUCCAAGAAGUCGAAAAUGAUAUUGAUUUACUGUUCGUAGCUAAUAAUCCAGUUUUAAUUGGGAACAGACCGAGUCCUUCUGCUGUCGUUUAUGUAGAUCGUAUGCAUAUUAAACCAGGAUUUGCGCUACCGGAGGAUCUUAAGGCAGUAUUAGAUUCUGCACCGAAAGGUGUUGUUUACUUCAGCUUAGGAGCAUUCCAAGAGCCCGAGCAUCUAUCGCCAUCUCUCUUGCAAACUUUGGCAGAUGUGUUCAGAACACUACCUUUCCUGGUGUUGUGGAAAAUUGGUAACACUACAAUGAUAAAUGACAUGCCAAGCAACGUGAUCAGCAAUUCUUGGUUUCCGCAGCAGGAAAUAUUAGCCCACCCAAAUGUUAAAGCGUUUAUCACAAACGGCGGUGCGAGGUCUCUUGAAGAAGCUGUGUUUUAUGAAGUACCGAUAAUUGGUCUGCCAAUUGUUAGAUCUCGGAAGGUUUUUAUCCAAGAGAUUACCCGGUACAAUGCUGGAGAAGUUCUAGAUCUCUAUUAUCUGGAAAAGGACGAAUUGAAAGAAGUUAUUUUGUCAGUAGUUUCCGACGACAAGUAUAAGAAUUCGAUGUCGAGCUUGAAGAGAAUGGUCAAUGAUGCUCUCUUGUCAGGUCCUGAUACCGCUGUGAGGUGGACAGAAUAUGUUUUGCGAAACGGAGGUGCCAAACAUCUACGGUCACCGGCCGUUGGACUUAGUUAUUUUAAACAUUGUGUAUUAGAUAUUAUUGGUGUUCUUUUAACUAUUUCUAUUGUUUUACUUUCAUUGUUUUACUUUCUCUUGAGAAUUGUUGUGAAGCGUUUACGUGUUCGCUUUUCUAGAAAGUAUGAUGAGUCUGGAAAAUUCAAGGCUUUUUAAAGCCAUUUAUUUUAUUGUAACCUAUAAUCUAUAUAAUUGGUCACUAUGAUAACUAAGUAAA